Molecule: messenger RNA, 1439 nt
Organism: Plasmodium vivax (malaria parasite P. vivax)
Lineage: Eukaryota; Apicomplexa; Aconoidasida; Haemosporida; Plasmodiidae
Exons: 2
Coding region: 1-972 (323 amino acids)
Biological process (GO): regulation of DNA-templated transcription; nucleotide-excision repair
Cellular component (GO): transcription factor TFIIH core complex; transcription factor TFIIH holo complex
Source: RefSeq, a predicted model, not a curated record
AUGCACAAGCAUGAAGACAUCGGGGGGAAGGGCCCCCCGGCGAGCGAGGAGCGUCUGGCGAGGAACCACCUGAUCCUGGUGGUGGACGUAAACUUCAUGAUCUGGUGCGAAGGACUGAAAAUUAAAUUCGACAAGAACAACGUAAAAACGUUGAGGCUGCCGGAGUUCCUAAAGUCUACAUUUCAUUUCGUACGUUUCUACUGCCUAAUGAGCAACGCAGAGAGAAUAUGCAUCAUAGCAACAUCGUUACGGAGCUGUAAAAUUCUGUAUGAAAACUACGUGUCGUAUGCAAAGAACAAUUUGACCGAAAGGGACUACUGUGAGGAGGCAUACAACAAGCUAAUCGAAUUUUUAAGUGAAAAUAAAACAGAAAAAAUGAUGGAGAGUAGCCUAUCAUCAGCACUGGCAGUGGCCCUAUGCUACAAUCACAGAAUUGUUAAUAUGUAUGAGAAUAUGAAAGGCAGGAUCUUCUUGCUGGACAUUUCAAAUGAGACCUAUGUAUACACCAAUCAGUAUACACAAUUAAUGAACAUAGCAUAUAAUGCCAAAAGGAAUAACAUCAUAAUUGAUGUUUUUUCGCUUAACUGUAAAAUACAGCUGUUGGAACAAAUUUGCAACAUUACGAAUGGCCUCUACAUUGAUAGCAGCAUUUUUUUUAAUGUAAAUUGUACAGAUAAUAUUGAGGAUGUGCUCACGCAGACGAUGAUUUUUUGGUUCCUUCCUUCUAACAAUACUAGGAAAUAUUUUUCCAAUACGUAUCUAAAUGAUGAUACCAACAUUGCUGUCUGCUCUUGCCAUAACAAGCAGGUGGACAUUGCCUACAUCUGCUCCUGCUGUUUGGCCAUUUACUGUUCUGAGAAGGAUGAGAAAACGAAUAAGGAAAGAACUUCUUGCUUCGUUUGCAAGACGCGCUUUACGAAGGCGCUCCUGCGCAACAAAGUGGUCUCCGACUUGGACUUCUCCUCCAUUUGAGGUGCGCAGUGGUCGUAACAUGUCUACGCUGUGCACCGCCGACAACUUUCGCAAAAAAAAACUUCCACACCCGUGCAGUGCGCACCUUCGUGUAACACAUAAUAGCUAUUUUUCUAAUUAUCUUAAAAAAAAGGAGUAAAAAAAAAAAAUGAAAUAAAUAUAUUAUUAAGUUAAGUUGUAAAAAGGGGAGGAAAAAAAAAAAAAAAAAAUUCGCUGUAUACGCACACGUAUACGUAUGCACGUUUACAAAAGGGCAUAUAUACACAUAGACAUAUACAGGCAUGAAUUUAAAUUAGAAGGCAAAGGGAAGGGGAGCUAAGGAUGCGUAACAGAGGAACACGUAUGAACAACACAUGUUUUGCCUGCUUGUAGACAUGGACGUAUACAUUAAACUAAAAAAAGCUAUCACAAGAGGAGAGAGAGUUGGCAUAAAAAUGAGAAAUGAUUAAGGUAUGAGAGAAAACGUG